AUGUAUAAUUAUUCACUGUGUAGAAGGAUUGGUAAUCUUUUGAUCCAGUAUAGUGGGAUUUUCUUUGGGGCCGCCACAAAAAGCUGUGCAGAUCCAAUCUCCAUCAUCUUCUGGAGCAUAAUUUUGCGGAGAAAGCAACUGGAAUUACUGCUGCUUAUUCUUCCUUUUGGUUAUCUGGAUCUGCCGACUGAAAGGCUGCUGGUCAGUAUGGAUAAAAAACUUGAAAUUAUGCCAAUGGCAGAUGGGAGGAAGAUGACGGCAGGCCGUUAUAUUCUGGGUUUGGUUGUAAGCAGUGGCUGCAAGAUUUGUCAUGUAGAUUGACCAACAUAACAGAUUUGGCUUACGAAAAAUUUCGCUGGAAGCCAUUUAGCUGUGAGAUGCCAGACUUUGAGGGAGAUCAAUUCUUACCUUAGAGAGGUAUCAUAGUUGUGAUUGCAACCUGAUAUUACACGUAUAACCUCUAACAUUAUUAAUUUAUUAUAACAACUAACACCACAUAUCAUUCUUCAAAGGAAGAGCAAUUCCAUCCCGUGGAGAAUUCAUCAUUUCAUCAAUGAAAUUGGUUCUAAGGCUAGAGAUAUGAGCUCAGUGGAGUUCAAUUUUGUUCGGAAGAGAGUCAAUACCUUGGCUCAUGAUCUUGCUGCGUUUGCGAAACAUCACAAUGUCCAAACUUGGUGGACAUCUUCCCAACUCCUGUUCUCUCUAUUUCAGCAAACUUGAUUUUGCUUCUUGUUUUCUUCUUUGUUUUUGUUCUUGUUGUUCUCUGCCCUGUGCAGACGUCCAAAAAAAAAGAAAAACAACCACAUAUCAUUAAAUAAGAAAACU
Messenger RNA from Papaver somniferum (opium poppy), 825 nucleotides. RefSeq lists its product as uncharacterized. The transcript has 4 exons. The coding region runs from base 1 to 321 and encodes 106 amino acids. The record is from RefSeq and is a predicted model, not a curated record. NCBI's taxonomy places the organism in Eukaryota, Viridiplantae, Streptophyta, Magnoliopsida, Ranunculales, Papaveraceae.